UAGGUUUCAAAUGGUCCGUAAAAUAUAACUCACGGUACUUGCAUGCAGGUACAACUGUGACAAAUGGUGUUUACACCAAGACUACUUUUGCGUAUGCCCACUUACUAAACUGGGAAAGUAUCCCAUAUUCACAGAAUCGAACUUUAAAUAUAAUUAAUUAAAAUCCCUACAGAAUUAACAAACACCCAUUAAGAUCAGCAGGUAUUGAAGACGUGCGGUAAAACUCAAAUGCGAUUGAAAACAUGUAUAUGCAAUUACUAGCCAUGAAAAUGCAAUUAAAAUGCAAUGCAUGUGUGCAUUUGCAUAUUUCCCAGAAGCAAUAGCCAUUCAGAUAUUUGCACACUGCUAAAGAGCGUUGCCCAUGCUUGUGUAGAUUGCACGCGAUCGCUCAUCUUUCCCAAGCCUGGAUGUUAGUUUAAAGUCAUAUUUUUACAACCAUUAAGCCAGGCUGAAGUUUAUCAAAGACUGAAAAACACAAUAAAGCUUUUAUUUCACUCAGUUUUCAGCCCCUUCCUCAGAAAAAUGGCCCAAAAGAACCUCUUGGGAUUGCAAUCCUGACGGCUCUUUUUUUCGUCAACCCGCAGUAGCGCUCAUGCUGCAGAGACUUCUCAGCGUCUGCCAUGUGGGCAGCAGCAAAAACAAAUCUUCCAGCUGACAGAAUGAGUGCUGAGGGGUCUGUCUAGCCAACUCUGAAAAAACAAAAAAAACGCCACUCCGUAGACUGGUCAUGAGAGACCGUCUGUGGUUUAACUCUGAUACAGUACAAGCACUGGAAAAAGUAGUCAUGUUGCAGAAGGCCUCCAUAAAGUGAGCUAGAAAUGUCUAAACCAAUUAAAUUGAACCCACUUAAUUAUCGCCAAUGAGUUUCAGGCCAGUUUUGCCGACUGUCGUCUUCCUUCUCACUUAAUAAAUAAUCUUUGAAGAACUCUGGCUAGUUCUGGUUUUCAUUUGCCAUAUAUAUAUAUACACACACAUAUACAGUAUAAUAUUUAUUAUAUACAGACAGAGAGAGUUAAUGUUACACUAGUGCAACACCUGUUAUGAGUCUGGCCUUAAUUUUGCGGGUUAAAUUUUUACUGUCCACAUGCAAUAACGUGGACGGGAUACUAGGCCAUUCCUUCCAGAACUAUGUCUGGAAACUUCAACCUCACCUCAACGCAACAAAAGGGGAAAAGAAGAAUCAGAUGAGACCACGAGGCUUCACUGAGGUCACCGAACACAUGCAACCAAACGCUUCCAGAAUCAUUUCCACGGUAAAAGAGGCAGAUCUCAAUCUCUCCCCAAACGCCUGAUGCUGCUGCUGCUGCUGCGGGGGAAACCACAGAGUAAUCGUUCACGCUCGUCCCAGGAGAAAAACGUCGUCCGAAGGGGUCCCCUGCUGCUGGGUUUCGUCUCGGGCGCUCGGUGUUCACAAUUUCACUCGGCCUCCCACUGAGAGAAAAACGACCCCACAGAUUAAAGGGAAAUACCAUGACACCACCACACAUCUUGACAAUACCGUCUCUGCUUUUGCUUUCUGGAGCUCUGGUACUUUCUCAAGACUAUGUAACUGAGUAUUCAGAUUAUGACACAGAUGACUCUUCGCCUGAAGAUCCUCAGCCUGAUUAUGAUGCCCAGCUGUUGUAUUCGUACGAAUGUGCCAGCGAGUGUUUUUGCCCUUCGGCCUAUCCUAUUGCCAUGUAUUGCAACCACCGAAACCUCAAAGCAAUUCCCAACGUCCCUAGACACAUCCGCCACUUGUACAUCCAGCAUAACGACAUAGAAGAGAUAACCGCAAAGCCUUUCAUUAACGCCACGUCCCUGAGGGAAAUCAACCUCAGCUACAACAAGAUCCAAUCCUCUAAGGUGGAUAAAGAUGUCUUUCGAGUACUCAAGGAACUCAUUCAGUUACACCUUGAGCAUAAUCAUUUGGAAGACAUUCCUUCUCCUCUGCCAAAAACCCUUAAGAGGCUUCAUCUGGGCUUUAAUAAAAUUUCAAAGAUACCAGCCGACGCCACGCGCGACCUUACGAAACUUACAGUGCUGGAUUUGUGCAGCAACAGACUAACAGACGCAGGUAUUAAAGGAAAGAUCCUAUCUGGCAUGAAGAGCCUCGUGCAAAUCAACAUGUGCAACAAUAAGCUCAAGACCAUGCCAGCGGACCUUCCAGAAUCGAUCCAGCAGAUAUCACUGGAAAACAACUCAAUCGCCUCCAUACCAGAGGGCUACUUUAGGAAGACUCCGAAUCUUUUGUCGCUUCGCAUGCCUCACAAUAAACUCAAAUCCAUUGCAUACAGCGCCUUUAACCUGUCCAAACUGAUGGAGCUCCAUUUGGGCCAUAACCUGCUCUCCAAACCGUUUUUUGUUCCCAGGACCUUGGAACAUCUUUAUCUAAACCACAAUGAUUUUAAAGAUCUGAAUAUCUCUCUGUUGUGUCCAUCACUGGAUCUUGGCAACCCUAACAUGCUGACCUACAUACGCCUCGACAACAAUAAGCUGAGAGGACCAGUGGACUACUAUGCUUACAGAUGUUUCCCAAGGCUGAUAAUGAUAUUUUAUGGAAACCAAAGGGAGGAUGAUAAAGAAGACCCUGAAACCAAAAAAUAUGAAAAACCGGAACGACCAAAGGCAACAAGGCUAUCAACUUGAUAGAUUAGAUUUUUGACAUGUGCCCUAGUUCAACACACCAAACUACUCAUUAUUCAAAGAUUAAAAAAAGAAGUUACAAUAAUGAAAUAUUAUUAAAAACACGUAUAUUAGUAAACAUUCUAUUUGAUCUUGCAUGGUAAUCAUAAAAUGUGGACAAAACUGGAUUGCUAUGUACAAAACGUUCUGGUUUAAAGAUUGCUUUGUUUUGCACAAUGUCACUUUUCUCUUAAAUGCAAUAUAAAGCAUGUGUCUACACUAAUAAGCCGCAUUGCAAUGCAUGUGAAUUCCUGCAAAUGUAGUAAAUAGCAAUGCUUUUUUUCCCCUGGUGAAAUUACUGUAAAAUGCUACUGAAGCUGGAAAAGUAUAAGGAUCCAACAUAAAAUAAGCUAUAUAGCAAUGCUACUGCAUGCAAAUAUAACGACAGCCCAUUAGUUUCAUAAAAUAAACAUCCUUUUGAAAAAAAUGUGAA
Puntigrus tetrazona (Sumatra barb) is the source of this 3097-nucleotide messenger RNA. It is a transcript of the gene omd, whose product is annotated as osteomodulin. Gene Ontology annotation, molecular function: protein binding. The transcript is spliced from 3 exons. The coding region runs from base 1471 to 2628 and encodes 385 amino acids. The record is from RefSeq and is a predicted model, not a curated record. NCBI's taxonomy places the organism in Eukaryota, Metazoa, Chordata, Actinopteri, Cypriniformes, Cyprinidae.